AUGGACAGAGUACACGGAGACUGUGGGAGUCCUGUGCCACUGGGAGAUGCAGACAGGAGCAGGACUAGAGAACAAGACCCAGGACUAACUGUGUUGGGAAAAGCACAUGAGUUCUUUCGGAUUUGUGAUCUGGAAGGCAAAGGCUUCAUCACUCGUCAAGACAUGCAGAGACUGCAUCCUGAGUUACCUCUUAGCCUGGAAGAGCUUGAAAAAGUUUUUGUUACAUUGGAUGCUGAUGGCAACGGCUCACUUACCCUAAAGGAGUUCACCACAGGAUUCAGCCAGUUUCUUUUGGGGCAGAUCGCUUUGGAUGAUGAGCCGACGCAGCAGGCAGAAGGUGCAGCAGCCAGCCCGCUUCAGCGCGUCGAGACCGAGGGUGGUGACGAGGACGAAGAAUUCCAGUUCUCACAUCUGAUGGAUCGCCUUGGAGCUAAAAACGUUUUGGAUGAUGAGAGCGAUGUGAAGCAGCUUUGGUUGCAGCUGAGAAAAGAUGAACCUCAUUUACUUGCCAAUUUUGAGGAGUUCCUGGUCAGAAUUUUUUCCCAGCUCCAAGAAGCUGAUAAUGAAAAGACUGAGUUGGAAUGCGCUCUGAAAAAGAAAAUUGCUGCUUAUGAUGAAGAAAUUCAACAUCUGUAUGAGGAAAUGGAACAGCAAAUCAAAAAGGAGAAAGAGCAGUUUCUGUUGAAAGACACAGAGAGGUUUCAGUCCUACAGUCAAGAGCUGGAGUGCAAGCUCCUGUCAAAAGAACAAGAACUGGAACAAUUGGCUCAGAAACAGAAAAAGUUAGAGCAGCAAUGCACAGAACUUCUCAGUGGCAAAGAAGAAACCAAAGUAGAGAACACCAAGCUGAAGCUAACUAACCAGGAGCUGCUGAGAGACCUGGAGAGAACAUCUCAAGAGCUAAGCCUGGCUCAACAACAGUUGCAGGUGCUCCAGGAGGAGGCAUCAAGACUACAUGAGGAGAAGGAAAUGGAAGUGUACCGAGUGACAGAAACCUUACAGAGAGAGAAGUCAGGGCUUCUGAAGCAGCUGGAUUUUUUAAG
Tauraco erythrolophus (red-crested turaco) is the source of this 1043-nucleotide messenger RNA. The record is from RefSeq and is a predicted model, not a curated record. NCBI's taxonomy places the organism in Eukaryota, Metazoa, Chordata, Aves, Musophagiformes, Musophagidae.